Molecule: messenger RNA, 1306 nt
Organism: Echinops telfairi (small Madagascar hedgehog)
Lineage: Eukaryota; Metazoa; Chordata; Mammalia; Afrosoricida; Tenrecidae
Gene: ATG3
Product: autophagy related 3
Exons: 12
Coding region: 173-1114 (313 amino acids)
Biological process (GO): autophagy of mitochondrion; nucleophagy; autophagosome assembly
Cellular component (GO): cytoplasmic ubiquitin ligase complex; cytosol
Molecular function (GO): Atg8-family ligase activity
Source: RefSeq, a predicted model, not a curated record
CCGGCCGUCCCUCCCCGUCGUCCUCGCCUUGCCCGUCGGGGGGCGGAGGCGGCCGGGCGCCGGAGCGAGGCGCCAGCUGCGGGGACACAGUGUGACCGCCCGGUCCCUGUCCCGGGUCCGCCGGCUGCCUUUCCCCCUCGGUCGCGGGGCCGGCCGCGAUUCCGGCCCCAGGAUGCAGAAUGUGAUUAACACGGUGAAGGGCAAGGCGCUGGAAGUGGCCGAGUACCUGACCCCUGUGCUCAAGGAAUCAAAGUUUAAAGAAACAGGAGCUAUCAACCCAGAAGAGUUUGUGGCCGCUGGAGAUCAUUUAGUCCACCACUGUCCAACAUGGCAAUGGGCUACAGGGGAAGAAUCCAAAGUGAAGGCCUACUUACCAAAAGGCAAACAAUUUUUGGUAACCAAAAAUGUGCCAUGUUAUAAGCGGUGCAAACAGAUGGAGUAUUCAGAUGAAUUGGAAGCUAUCAUUGAAGAAGAUGAUGGUGAUGGGGGAUGGGUAGAUACAUAUCACAACGCAGGUGUUGCAGGACUAACAGAAGCAGUAAAAGAGAUUUCACUGGAAAGCAAGGACAGUAUGAAACACCAAGAUUGCCCAGCGUUAUGUGAGGAAGAAGAAGAGGAGGAAGGGGAAGCUGCAGAUAUGGAAGAAUAUGAAGAAAGUGGAUUGUUGGAAACAGAUGAGGCUACCCUAGACACAAGGAAAAUCGUAGAAGCUUGUAAAGCUAAAAUUGAUAUUGGAGGUGAAGACGCUAUCUUGCAAACCAGAACGUAUGACCUUUACAUCACUUAUGACAAAUAUUAUCGGACACCAAGACUGUGGUUGUUUGGUUAUGAUGAGCAACGGCAACCCUUAACAGUUGAGCAUAUGUAUGAAGACAUCAGUCAAGAUCAUGUGAAGAAAACAGUAACCAUUGAAGAUCACCCUCACCUUCCACCACCGCCCAUGUGUUCAGUUCACCCGUGCAGACAUGCAGAAGUGAUGAAGAAAAUUAUUGAAACAGUUGCAGAAGGAGGGGGAGAACUUGGUGUUCAUAUGUAUCUUCUAAUAUUCUUGAAAUUUGUACAAGCUGUCAUUCCAACAAUAGAAUAUGACUACACAAGACACUUCACAAUGUAAUGAAGAGAGCAUAGAAUCUAUCCUAAUUAUUGGUUCUGAUUUUUAAAGAAUUAAUCCAUAGAUGUGACUAUUGACCAUAUUCAUCAGUAUACAGAAUUUCUCUAAUAAAGGGACUUAACAUGUUUAUGCAUUAAAUAAAAAAAAGUGUUCCACUACCAGCCUUAUUUGUUUAAUAAAAAUGAGUGCAAAUCC